Messenger RNA from Drosophila mojavensis, 4121 nucleotides. RefSeq names its product zwei Ig domain protein zig-8 (gene dpr1). Gene Ontology annotation, cellular component: neuron projection membrane. NCBI's taxonomy places the organism in Eukaryota, Metazoa, Arthropoda, Insecta, Diptera, Drosophilidae. Gene Ontology annotation, biological process: synapse organization. The transcript has 8 exons. The coding region runs from base 864 to 1988 and encodes 374 amino acids. The record is from RefSeq and is a predicted model, not a curated record.
UCAGUUAAAUCCUGUUAGUCGAGUGCGAAGCACGCGUUGCUUUUUUGUUCGUCUCCCACGCUGUGUGUGUCCGUGUGUAUGUGUGAAGCGUGAAACGUGUACGUGUGCGAGUUGAGCAAGGCGAUUCCACGCAAGUGUUGCGAAGUGCGCGAUGCAGCAUUAACUGCGAACAGUGUUGACAAGUGGAUGACAUGUGAUGCAAAUGCAAUAAGCACACACACAACUCUAACUGGAAAGUGCAACUGCAUCAGUGAAUCAAGUUAACAAACAACAACAGCAACAACGGAAAUUCAAACACUCCUGUUAGCCAAGUCAAGUGAAAGCGCUAAGCCGCCAGCAACAAGAUAAAUUACUUGGCGCCUACGCUUGUUAUCUAGAAACCAAAACCAAGUUACAACAAAUAAAAAGUAGAAACACAAACAAUUGUCAACGCGUCAGUGUGUGAGUGGAUGAGUGAGUGAGUGGGGGUGUGUAGGUGUGUGCGUGUGUGUACGCUUCUAAGUGUUGGUAAGCAACGCACAUGGCGUAUGAUUUAUGCGGCUGUUGUUGCGACGCCAAAGCCAACGACAAACAGCAACGAAAACAAAAAUUACAUUAAAAGCAAAACAAGCAAAUUGAAUUUACAACAAUUUGGCUAAAACCAAAAAGUUUUAUUGUGCAGUGCGCGAAAGCGAGCAAAGUGGCAGCAGCCCCCACACAGAUACAAUUGUCAAAGAGAUAGCGCUGGAUUUUGUAAUAGCUCCCAGGCGAGCGCUUAGAGCCGAGACGCCCCCCACAAGAUCAGAGCCAAAGCUAACAAUAAAAUAACAGCAAUAUAUAUACACAUACAUAUACAUAUACGUAUAUAUAUUGUAAUUAGAGCUAUGCGGUUAACAAGGCCAAGCACAAUGUUGGCCAAUUUCGGAUUAUUCAACUGUUGGCCGCUGCUGCUGCUGCUGCCGCUGCUGGCCCAGCUGCAAGGCUACAGCGCAGCUUUGGCACCGACGCCACCAACAACGACAACAACUACAAUUUCACCCACAAAUCUCUUGCCCUAUUUUGACUUUGAUGUUCCACGUAACUUGACCGUCACAGUGGGCCAAACGGGCUUCCUGCACUGCCGAGUGGAGCGACUGGGCGAUAAGGACGUCUCAUGGAUACGCAAACGUGAUCUGCAUAUACUCACGGCAGGCAGCACAACCUACACCUCCGAUCAGCGCUUUCAGGUUCUGCGGCCCGAUAACUCAGCCAAUUGGACGCUGCAAAUCAAAUAUCCCCAGCCACGCGACUCGGGCGUCUACGAGUGCCAAAUCAACACCGAGCCCAAAAUGUCGCUCUCCUAUACCUUCAAUGUUGUGGCAGAGCUCAAAGCGGAAAUCUACGGACCCAGCGAUCUGAUGGUAAAAACGGGCAGCGACAUUAAUUUAACCUGCAAAAUAAUGCAGGGACCACACGAGCUGGGCAACAUAUUCUGGUACAAAGGCAGCGAAAUGCUCGAUGGCAAGCACGAGAACGAUAUCGACAGCUCCAUGGCACGCAUACUCGUCGAGGAUGAUUGGUCGGAUGGCUUGACUUCCAGAUUAAAAAUCAAGCGAGCCAUGCCCGGCGACACCGGCAACUACACCUGUGUGCCAACCGUCGCAAAAACCUCCAGCGUCUAUGUGCACGUAAUUAUUGGCGAACACCCGGCGGCCAUGCAGCACAAUUCAAGCAGCAACAGCAACAGUUUCUACUGCGGCAUUUGUUGCAUGCUGCUCAGCAUUUUCUCCUGCUGCCUGCAGCAUUGGUAUGUGUGCGCAGCGCCUGCUGAGACAAUGGCUGCGCUUUUCUUGCUGCCAACCAAAGAAUUGUCACAGGCAGCGACAGCAACAACAACAGCAACAACAGCUACAACAGCAGCAACAGUUGCUGCUGCAGCCGUAACAGCCGUAACAGCCACAGCCACAUUGAAAGCCCGCCCCCGCCGCCGCAGCACCAGCAGCAGCUCCCAGCAGAGUGGACUGAGAUGAAGGAAUGACAGUUCGCUUCUGGCCCACUGAGUUCCAGGUGAUGAUGUGGAUGAUGAUGAUCAUGUUAAUUGAGUUAAUAAUGACAUUUAGUUAAAUUAAAGCAAGCAUUGAAUUCGUAUCUAAGAUAAAAUGCACUUAGUGAAUAAAAAACAAACAAAACAAAACCAAUAAGAAAAUGAAAACAUCUUUAGCUCUAAGCUCUCGAUUUUUGGGUAAGUUAAGCCAAGCAGAAGGCAUAAUAAAAAUAUAUAUGAAAUGAUCUGUAUAUGAAAAGUCAAAUAAGCAGUGCUUCAUGCAUAUAUAUAAUAUGAUAUAAAUAUAUACAGAAAUAAUAUUUAAUUAUGAUUUAAGCGAAAUGUAGUUAAGCAAAUGCGCAGUUGAUCACAAGAAUAGCAAAAGUGAAGAGUUUUGCAGCUAAGCUUUUUAUAUCUUUGUAUUCAAGUUCACAUUUAGCAUGCUAAAUUAUAGGUUGUAAAAGCUGAUUCCUCCUUAAAUUUUUUAGUUUAAAACUAAUGCAAAUUGCGCUUUGCAUAAAGGCCUUCUAAUUCCCAACUAGUUCAAACAUUCUUUAUAACUUGCCAGUUUAUCAAUCCAUAAAUGAAGCAAUCAAUAUAUAUUGCAUCAUCUGCUUUGUGCUUUUAGCUUCCUAAUUCACAACUUAUUCAAGCUGAUUCUGGCUAAAGAUUUGUAGUUCACAACUUAUUCAAGCAACUGUCAUUCACAAUUCCAUCAGGCAGACAAAUUCUAUAUAUAUUUUUGUGAUCUUCUGCUGCAUUUGCUUCACUCUCACACACCCACACUCACCUCAAUAGCAACACGUUAAAGUGAAAACAGAAAUCUUGUCAUUAUGAAAUAAGACUAACUAGGCUAUGCAUAUGCUCUAUACACAACUACAAUACAAACUGUGCUCUCCAAUCCACUCAGCAUGUCACUCGAAUCAACUUAAAUCAAAUCAAAAUUGUGCAGCUUUCAACCUCUCUAAGUCGUUUUUCUAGCCCUCUCACCGUAUGCAUACUACUGUAGCUCACUGUGUACUCUAUUGUAAGUAUUAAGCAUAAUACUUGAAUAUUUGCUGUAAAUAAAUGCCAUUUAGAUAUAUAUAGAGCUAUAAAUAUAUAUUAACUGUUUUGUUUUGUAAUUUCAUAUGGAGAAAUUGGGAGCAGAAAGAAAUGUUCGGUAGUCCGAAAUUUAGAUGCCCUUGUAUAGAAGAAUUUGUAAAAGAAGUUGUUUAAAUAAAUUUGAGAUGUUUCAGUUUCUAUAUUUAAGGAUGUAUUUUGCAAGGAAAUUUCAUAUGAGGAACAAUUAAAGGAGUAGAGAGAGAGAGAUAUAUAUAUAUAGCUGAGAGUAACCCUGAACCCUGAGCAGAACUUUACCUUGCACGCAGAAAAAAUUGUUUGUUCUGAUGAUCUAAUGAUUCUAUAACCAACAAAACUUUUAGACAUAUGUAUAUCAAAAGUAUGACAACAACAGAGCAAAAAAUGAGAAUGAAUCUUGGAUUGAACAUCUUAUGAAAGAUCCUCUAGUCAACUUUCUAACUUUUCCGGGAGCAGAAAGGCAAAUUCCUUUACUAAGUUUUUCAAUACAUGUAAUAAAUUGUAUGGGAAUCUGAGCUACUUUUUGUAAGGAAUGAAUUUGACCUAUGCCUAUAUGCGGCUAUAAAACCUUUUAUCCAAAUUCUUGCUCUACCAACGAUUAUACUUUAUGGUGUAUUCUUCAGCCUGCUACGGAAAGCUAAUCAUGAAACCACUUCAACUCCCACUUUCAAUAGUUUUCAGGGUAUAAAAUGUCACAAAUUGUUUAAGCUAAUAAAGUUUGAUAAGCAUGUACAGACAAAUACACACAAAUUAAAAAAUAAAAGAUAAUUAAACAAUAUAUAUGCGAAUAUAUAUAUAAAAGUAUAUAUAAAUUUAAAUAUACGUGCUAACUAAUUAGUAUUGGCUGACAUAAGAGCAUAUGACAAAUGCAAAUUAAUAAUGUGCUUAAACGGAAAUCGAAAUGCAAAAAGCAAAACACAAAAAAAAAAAAAAAAAAACAAAUGAAAAAAAAAAAAAACGCACUGUAAAUAAAUUCAUUAGUAGCGACUGUAGUUUUAAUUAACUCUUAAAUAAAAUAAAACCUAAAUGCAAAAUGCAA